AUGGCGCCCUUCCCUGAAGAAGUGGACUUCUUCACCGUCCCGCACUGGAGGAUGAAGCAGCUGUGGAAGCUUUCUAAAACCAACUUUUCCAACAACAACGAUUUCCGUGCUCUUCUGCAGUCUUUGUAUGCUACUUUCAAGGAGUUCAAAAUGCAUGAACAGAUUGAAAAUGAAUACAUUAUCAGUUUGCUUCAACAACGCAGCCAGACCAUUUAUAAUGUACAUUCUGACAAUAAACUCUCUGAGAUGUUUAGCCUCUUUGAAAAGGGAUUUAAGAAUGUUAAGAAUGAAUAUGAGCAGUUAAAUUAUGCAAAACAGCUGAAAGAGCGAUUGGAGGCUUUUACAAGAGAUUUCCUUCCUCACAUGAAAGAGGAGGAAGAGGUUUUUCAGCCCAUGUUAAUGGAAUAUUUCACCUAUGAGGAACUUAAGGACAUUAAAAAGAAAGUGAUUGCACAGCAUUGCUCUCAGAAGGAUACCGCUGAACUCCUUAGAGGGCUUAGCCUAUGGAAUCAAGCUGAAGAGCGACAGAAGUUUUUCAAAUAUUCUGUGGAUGAAAAGUCAGACAUAGAAGCAGAAGUGUCACAGCACUCCACGGGUAUAACCCAUCUUCCUCCUGAGGUAAUGCUGUCAAUUUUCAGUUAUCUUAAUCCUCAAGAAUUAUGUUGAUGCAGUCAAGUCAGCACUAAAUGGUCUCAACUGGCAAAAACGGGAUCACUUUGGAAACAUCUUAACCCUGUUCAUUGGGCCAGAGGUGACUGGUAUAGUGGUCCUGCUACUGAACUUGAUACUGAGCCUGAUGAGGAAUGGGUGAAAAGUAGGAAAGAUGAAAGUCGUGCUUUUCAGGAGUGGGAUGAAGAUGCUGAUAUAGAUGAAUCUGAAGAGUCUGCAGAAGAAUUGAUUGCUAUCAGCAUUGCACAGAUGGAAAAACGUUUACUCCAUGGCUUGAUUCAUAAUGUUCUUCCAUAUGUUGGUACUUCCGUAAAAACUUUAGUAUUAGCAUACAGUUCUGCAGUUUCCAGCAAAAUGGUUAGGCAGAUUUUAGAACUUUGUCCUAACGUGGAGCAUCUGGAUCUUACCCAAACUGACAUUUCAGAUUCUGCAUUUGACAGUUGGUCUUGGCUUGAUUGUUGCCAGAGUCUUAGGCAUCUUGAUCUGUCUGGAUGUGAGAAAAUCACAGAUGUGGCUCUAGAGAAGAUUUCCAGAGCUCUUGAAAUUCUGACAUCUCAUCAAAGUGGCUUUUUAAAAACUUCUGCAAGCAAAAUUACUUCGACUACAUGGAAAAAUAAAGACAUAACCAUGCAGUCCACCAAGCGGUAUGCCUGUUUGCAAAGUUUAACUGACAAAGGCAUUGGAGAAGAAAUAGAUAACGAACACACCUGGACUAAGUCUGUUUCUUCUGAAAGUUUAUCUUCUCCUUAUGUGUGGAUGUUAGAUGCUGAAGAUUUGGCCGAUAUUGAAGAUGCUGUAGAAUGGAGACAUAGAAAUGUUGAAAGUCUCUGUGUAAUGGAAACAGCAUCCAACUUUGGUUGUUCUUCAACUGCUUGUUAUAGUAAGGAUAUUGUUGGACUAAGGAAUAGUGUCUGUUGGCAGCAGCAUUGUGCUUCUCCAGCUUUUGCGUAUUGUGGUCAUUCAUUCUGUUGCACAGGGACAGCCCUAAGAACUAUGUCAGCACUCCCAGAGUCUUCUGCAAUGUGUAGAAAAUCAUCAAGGACUACAUUGCCUAGGGGAAAGGACAUAAUUUACCUUGGGAGUGAAAAACCUGAUCAAGAGACUGGCCGUGUACUUUUGUUUCUCAGUCUUUCUGGAUGUUAUCAGAUCACAGACCAUGGUCUCAGGGUUUUGACUCUGGGAGGAGGGCUGCCUUACUUGGAGCACCUUAAUCUCUCUGGCUGUCUUACUGUAACUGUUGCAGGCCUUCAGGAUUUGGUCUCAGCAUGUCCUUCUCUAAAUGAUGAAUACUUUUACUACUGUGACAACAUUAACGGUCCUCAUGCUGAUAUCGCCAUUGGAUGCCAGAACUUGCAGUGUGGUUUUCGAGCCUGCUGCUGCUCUGGCGAAUGACCCUUGA
This is a messenger RNA of Marmota flaviventris (yellow-bellied marmot), 2068 nucleotides long. Lineage: Eukaryota; Metazoa; Chordata; Mammalia; Rodentia; Sciuridae. The record is from RefSeq and is a predicted model, not a curated record.